AUGGAGAAAUGGUCAAGCCAAGAAUCAGAUGAAGUGAAAAGCGAUCUGCAACAUUAUGACCCUGAAAAGUCGCCAGAGAAGAUAAGUGAAUUGUUUAAGGACUUGAUUCAAGGUCUUAUGGCCUUUCCCUUGAACAUUCUUGGGACCAUGUACGACAAGUGCAUAAAGGCUGAACAUGAGGCCAUCCUCAAAAUAAGGGAGAACCCUAACUCCCCACUGACAUGGAAUGACUACAAAUCUAUGACUUUCACACUACAGGUUAUCAAUGAAACGCUUAGGUUAGCAAAUAUUUCUCCUGGGUGGACAAAAGUAAAAGAUGUCAAAAUGAUACGAUCCCCUAUUCUGAAGUUUCCAAAUGGCUUUCACUUCAAGAUUUCAGCAAGGGAUGAGUGA
Molecule: messenger RNA, 393 nt
Organism: Ilex paraguariensis (yerba mate)
Lineage: Eukaryota; Viridiplantae; Streptophyta; Magnoliopsida; Aquifoliales; Aquifoliaceae
Source: the annotation of a GenBank genome assembly